AUGUUAAAGGUGAGUUUGUUUUAUUUUAUGAAGCAUCUUGAUUUGAACAUGGCGACUGCUUCCAGUUUCCUAUCCGAAGAACAGUUUCUGUGCUCCAUCUGUCUGGAUGUGUUCACAGAUCCGGUCACCAUACCAUGCGGACACAACUUCUGUAAGACGUGCAUCACAAAGCACUGGAACAUCAGCCGCCACCAGCAGUGUCCGCUGUGUAAGGAACAGUUUGAUCCCAAACCAGCUCUGCGGAUCAACACCUUCAUAUCCGAGAUGGCUUCUCACUUCAGGAAUGCCAGGAGCUUGUCAGGACAAGUAUCGGCCGGCUCAGGAGGGAUUCUGUGUGAAGUGUGCACCAAACCCAAACAGAAAGCCUUUAAGUCCUGCCUGGUGUGUGCUACUGCCUAUUGCCAUACUCACCUGGAGCCUCAUACGAGAAUCACAGUGCUGAAGAGACAUACAUUGAUCAAUCCAGUCAUGAAACUGGAGACCAUGAUGUGUGGGAAGCAUGAGAGGCCUCUGGAGCUGUUCUGCAAGACCGAUCGGAGGUGCAUAUGUCCAAGCUGUGCUGCGUCCGACCACAAAAAGCACCGGGUUGUUGCUCUGACGGAAGAGUGUAAAGAAAAGAAGAAAGAGCUGGAGAAGACCAGAGUUUGUGUUGAGGAGAUGAUUCAGGAGAGAUUACUAAAGAUGGAGCAGUUUAAGCAGUCGGUGAAGCUCAGCAAGCGGAAUGCGGAGGAAGUGACAGCAGCUGUUGCGGAGGACUGUUCGGAUCUCAUCAAUGCUGCAAGAAAAAGUCUGGAUCAUUUCAUCGACGUGAUUGUACAGAAGCAGAAAGCAACAGAAGAACAGGCAGAAGGUUUCAUAAAGGAGCUGGAAGAGGAAAUCUCCACGCUGAUGAAGAAAAGAUCUGAGCUGAUGCAGCUGUCGCAAAUCGAAGACCACUUCCAUCUGCUCCAAAACACCCCAACAAUGACGGUUACCGCCAAGGACUGGACCAAGGUCAGAGUCCAGUCCUCCUGCGAUGCGACAGUGAGGACGGCUGCAGCUCAACUGGAGACGAUCAGAACAGAGAUGAAGAAGCUCUGCGCUCGCAUUGAACUUGCGAGAGUCCGGCUGUAUGUAGUGGACGUGACUCUGGAUCCGAAUACUGCAAACCCCUAUCUGGUGAUGUCCGACGAUGGGAAAACUGUACGAUGCAGUGAUGGUGCACAGGUUCUCCCAGACAAGCCAGAGCGACUGUCAGCCUUUGGAAUCUUGGGAAAGCAAAGUUUCUCCUCAGGACGAUUUUACUACGAAGUUGAAGUUAAAGGGAAAACUAAAUGGGAAUUAGGAGUGGUCCAAGAGUCUAUUGACAGGAAGGGUGAGAACGCCAUUUGUCCUGAAAACGGCUACUGGGCUGUAUGGCUAAGAAACAGCCAUUACAGAGCUCUUACCGGGCCCUCUGUGCCUCUGGUUUUGGUGUCUGAGCCCCAGAAGGUGGGGGUUUUUGUGGAUUAUGACGAGGGUCUAGUUUCCUUUUAUGAUGCUGAGGCAGCACAUCUCAUCUUCUCCUUUACUAGCUGUAACUUCAGUGAGAAACUCUAUCCUUACUUCAGUCCCUGUCCUAGUGACGGUGGCAAAAACUCAGCCCCUCUGAUCAUUUCCAGCAUCAGCCACACAUUAAACGGAUAGCCCAAAUGCAGUCACAUAUCGCUUUAAGAAAACAUUUUUGACUUACUCAAGUUAUAUUUGACGUAAAAAUGUAUU
Xiphophorus maculatus (southern platyfish) is the source of this 1740-nucleotide messenger RNA. RefSeq names its product E3 ubiquitin-protein ligase TRIM21-like. NCBI's taxonomy places the organism in Eukaryota, Metazoa, Chordata, Actinopteri, Cyprinodontiformes, Poeciliidae. The record is from RefSeq and is a predicted model, not a curated record. Gene Ontology annotation, molecular function: zinc ion binding; protein binding; ubiquitin-protein transferase activity. Bases 1 to 1665 code for a protein of 554 amino acids. The transcript has 2 exons. Gene Ontology annotation, biological process: protein ubiquitination.